ACUUCACUCUCCCCGCGAGCGAUCUACCACGCUGCCAGCUCCGCGGCUCUCGAUCGAACACCUAUGGGGAGCCGAGCCGUAAUGCAGCUGCGGGUGGUGGUCGUCGCCGCCGCCGCCUUCAUGGCGGUGCAGGGCGCGGCGGCGGCGGAGGAGGAGGAGGACACCGGGGCUGCCGCUGGGGUGCCGUCGUGCGCCUCCAAGCUGGUGCCCUGCGGCGGCUACCUCAACUCCCCCUCCACGCCGCCGCCGGCGUCGUGCUGCGGCCCGCUCAGGGCCGCCGCCGCCAACGAGACGGCGUGCAUGUGCGCCAUCCUGACGAACAAGGCCGCGCUGCAGGCGUUCGGCGUGGCGCCCGAGCAGGGGCUCCUCCUCGCCAAGCGCUGCGGCGUCACCGCCGACGCCUCCGCCUGCGCCAAGUCCUCCUCCACCGCCGCCGCCGCCGGUGCUGGCACUGCAGGUAGCACUGCUGCGUCUUCAGCAUCCACUGGCAACGUUGCCUCUACAGUGGCCAAGCCAACGGCAAGCGGAGGCUCAACGGGUCGCCUGAGCUUCGUCAGUGUAUCAUCCUUGGUAGGCUUCAGCUUCAUCUGCUGGGCGAUCAUGGCGCAGUAGCAAGAGCCACAUGAGCUGUUUCAAGAUUUCUAUUUGAUCUACUGCUAUAUGAUGAGGAGUACAUAGGAUUCCAUUGGCGAAAUUCCUUUGUCUGUAGAUUGUUGUUCAUCACUGGUCGGUUUGUCAGUUGAAUCAGAGCUGUUUAAUUUUGUAUUGUCCCAACAAAACAUGGUUAAUUUAUAUCUGUCUGAA
Oryza brachyantha (malo sina) is the source of this 804-nucleotide messenger RNA. Its product is annotated as non-specific lipid transfer protein GPI-anchored 9-like. NCBI's taxonomy places the organism in Eukaryota, Viridiplantae, Streptophyta, Magnoliopsida, Poales, Poaceae. The record is from RefSeq and is a predicted model, not a curated record. The transcript is spliced from 3 exons. Bases 64 to 612 code for a protein of 182 amino acids.